Molecule: messenger RNA, 867 nt
Organism: Alternaria incomplexa
Lineage: Eukaryota; Fungi; Ascomycota; Dothideomycetes; Pleosporales; Pleosporaceae
Exons: 1
Coding region: 1-867 (288 amino acids)
Source: RefSeq, a predicted model, not a curated record
AUGGCGUGUAGGAAUGCCAGCCCUCUUCUUCGCCUGCCCCGCGAACUGCGCGAUCGGAUCUACACAUACGCCCUUCACGAGUCAGACGGCCUCAUUUUCCAUCGGGAAGAUGACUACAAGGCAUACUUCUGUACCGAUUGGCGCCAACCACGGGACGCCAAUCAGCUAAAGUACACUUGCUGGCAGCUUCGCUCGGAGACACUCAAAGUCGAAUGGCAGCUCAAUGACCUCGUCUUUCUGUGCCACCCGGAACGACGCGGCAAGUUUAUGGAAAGAACACCCCCUGUACAGCUCUUAGGCUUCCUAGAUAUGUGCAGUGAAAGUUGGAGACAGCAAAUUCGUUGCAUCGUUCUGUUGGCUCAAGAACAUUUUGGGAACUACGGCAGCCUCUCAGAUUUGAGUCGCCACGUCCAUGAUGUAAACCUCGUCGCCCUCACCAGCGAGAACUAUCCUCACAUGACCGUGAGAUGGCACCUCAAUCUUGAACAGAACUCGCUGAGCGAUCUUAUCAUGUACGGCCUCGUAGUAGUACGAGGUCUUCGUGGCAAUGUCGUCGCCGUAGAGAAUAUCCUCAAAGAGCUAGGAAUGAAACCCGAGUCUGUCAGAAUGGGGUCAUUCUUGCAGUCUUGGUGUCGCGAAUGGAGGCGCUGCUGUGGUUUCAAUGCGUACGAGAACGUACUUCCGGAGAGAAGAUUCCGCAUCAUUCCUUUCGGUGAGAUUAUGGACGCAGAAGACGUUCGCAUGAAGAUGGGCUGGCGCAAGGCUGAAGAUGAUCCCACUCACUGGGAUGCUCCAGGGGCCGUAGGUGCUCACUUCUUCGAGAAGCGUCUUGCUCUUGCGAUGGAAUGGGCAAGAGAUGGGUUCUAG